AUGCUUACUUUAGUAGGAGCUAAUAAGUUGUUACAUAAACUUCCAGCAUAUUCCUUCUCCGGCGGAAGAAUCUUUAUCACCAAAUGCGGCGCACUCGAUGUUAAUACACCGGCCAAUAAUCGAAACUUGAUCGAGAAAAUCAGAGAGAGGAUAACAAAUGACAAGGUCGAGAUAUCUCCGUCGGCAUACGACACUGCAUGGGUGGCAAUGGUGCCGGCGACGGAAUACUAUUCCGGCCUCGGCGGCGGCAACGGUGAUCGGCCCUUUUUCCCGAAGUGCUUGGAUUGGAUAAUGGAAAACCAGAAUUCAGACGGGUCGUGGGGUUUGGAUCCGGAUCACCCGUUUCUCGUUAAAGAUCGUCUCUCUUGCACCUUGGCGUGUGUGCUCGCUCUUACCAAAUGGGGUGUUGGCCAACGACUAGUACAAAAUGGCAUGGAUUUCAUUGCAUCCAACGGUUGGGCGGCAGCUAACAAUAACGAUCAGUUUUCGCCCGUUGGAUUCGAUAUUAUAUUCCCUUGGAUGGUAAAUUAUGCUAAAGAGCUUGAUUUAACUCUGCCCUCGACCCUCACUUCACAUGUUGUUGAUUCAUCGCUUCACGUUCAAGAUUCCGAUAUUCGACGAAAGCAAAACGUCCAAGUAUAUGCGAUGGAAGGACUCGGUAAAGCGUGCAAUUGGAAGGGGGUAAUAUCGGAACAUCAAAAGAGUAAUGGUUCGUUGUUCAACUCACCAGCUACUACUGCAGCUGCUUUGAUUCACUGCCGUGACGAUAAAUGCUUCGAGUACUUGAUCUCGGUUCUUAAUGCUAACUGCAGUGGAUGGGUGCCUACUAUUUACCCGAUGAAUAUAUACGCCCGUCUUUGUGUGGUUGAUACCCUCGAAAAAUUGGGUAUAAAUCGGUAUUUUGAAUUUGAGCUACGCAACAUUCUUGAUGAAAUAUACGGGUGA
This is a messenger RNA of Erythranthe guttata (spotted monkey flower), 945 nucleotides long. The record is from RefSeq and is a predicted model, not a curated record. NCBI's taxonomy places the organism in Eukaryota, Viridiplantae, Streptophyta, Magnoliopsida, Lamiales, Phrymaceae.